AUGAACCGCACCAUCCAACGGUCCUUUCAGCACUUCCGACAUCUAGUACACGAACACGGGAAUAAAUGCAGCAGACUACUCGCAAAUCUAUUGAAGCGCCGUAGGACGCAUCUCUACAUUAGCAAAAUUAAAGACCCGUCCCAGCGGAUGCAUCACCUCCCAGACCAGAUCUCCACCACGUUCCUUAACUACUACCGAGACCUAUACAACAUACAGAAAGAGGCACGAGACGCCGCAGAAACCCGCGGCCUCAAUACCAUCCACACAUACCUGGCAUCAGCAGGACUACGCCAACUAACGGACCCUGACCGCGAACUAUUGGACGCACCCAUUGCCCCAGAGGAAAUCUCGAUUGCCAUCAAAAAAGCGCAGACGGGCAAGUCGCCAGGACCAGACGGUCUGCCGUUACAAUAUUAUAAGACCUUUCAGUCCGAACUCCUCCCGAAACUGCAUAAG
Messenger RNA from Pelobates cultripes (western spadefoot toad), 456 nucleotides. The record is from the annotation of a GenBank genome assembly. Lineage: Eukaryota; Metazoa; Chordata; Amphibia; Anura; Pelobatidae.